Messenger RNA from Podarcis lilfordi (Lilford's wall lizard), 37097 nucleotides. The record is from the annotation of a GenBank genome assembly. Lineage: Eukaryota; Metazoa; Chordata; Lepidosauria; Squamata; Lacertidae.
CAGUGAGCCGGUGUCCGAGCAACAGGUAGGAGCCUCCAGUGCGCCGCGCGCCUCCAUGCCUUUCUCCUAAAGAACAGAUCCCCGCGCGCAUCCCUCUCUCUAUCCGAGGCGAGCCUCGAGUGAACAGCAGCAGCAGCAGCUCCUCAGCCACAGGUUCUGGGCAUCUAUCUCCCUUCGCUGGACUGCUGGGCAGGAUGAACAAGCGCAAAGCCGCCUUCCUCCUCUUGCAGAUUGCCCUGCAGCUUUGCCCUGGCGAAGCCACUCACGCUCAGCCGCCUUCUCCUCAAGGUAAGAAGCAACAGUCCCAACUUGGAGGCGUCCAAAAAGGGCGGGGGGGGGAGCCUCUCGUUUCCCUCGAUGGAGCUGAACUUUACAGAAGGCAAGGAUAGGGAAUAGGUGGCCGACGGUGGAAUUCCCACCAGGAUUAAGGGAGAGUUUCUUGUCCAGAAAUAGGAGAUUUGAUAGGAAACAUAUGGCAGCAACUUGCAGCCUCUGGUGGGGUGCCCCAAAUCCAACUCUUGAGGCAAAAGAAAAGGAGCAGCUGGAGUUUAAGCAGACUUGACAAAAGGUUAGUUUUUAAAGCCACCUUUGUAAUGGGUGAUGGUAACUGUACUGUUAUGAAACCGUAAGUUUAAGGAGUUCCUUUAGAACUGAAUUUUUGAUAAAGCAAAAUCAGAAUCACCGGAUGCUUUUCUUUUGAAGGGAUUUGUUUAGAAUAAGGAUAGUAAAGCCCUUUUUUUUUAAAAAAGGUUUGAUUCUUGUAUAUGUGGAAACACAUUCCACAGAUUCUUGAGACUCUCAAACCUUCAAAAAGAUCUGUAGGAGCACAAGGGGGUACUUUUAUCUUGAUUUACCUCUGCUCUUUUCCUACUCUCUUGCCUAGGAAUGGAAACAUCUGUUGCUUUAAUAUUUACAGUAUGUAGGGUUCUAGCCUGUUUGAGUAGCAAUGAUGUGAAUACAGUAUCAGAUAUUAUUUUUUGCAUUAAUAUAUAUAUAUAUAUGCCACUUUACCUUGUACUGUAAAGACAAAACAACAAAUCAAAUCAAAAAUUGAACGAACUAGCAAUGAAAAACAGUGCAGCACAAGCAAAACAACAACAAAAGUUGCAAUAAUAACAACCGGGGUCAACAAAAACAAACAAAAGCCUGACCAGGAUCAAAUAAAUCAACUUCAAUUUAGCUUAAAUGCUACUUGAAAAAGCCAGGGUUAUAUGAAAUCAUAUAUUUGUUGCAUCGACACAUCAUAAUAAACUAUGUUCUUUGUAAGAGAAAGAAGCCUAGUUGAGCCAUGAACUCUCAUUCUUCACCCCUUCCUUCUCCUCUCCUGAUGCAACUGCAAGGAGAUCAGAAUCUUGUGCUUCUUAUUUUGUUUCACCACAGUUGUGCUGUAACCUUAAACUGUGGUUAAUCUCAACUAUUGUUUGUUGAUACAAGGUAGUUUUAUAACUUAAGGUUUAAAAUUAAUUUGUUUCAGACAAAUCGGCUAAGUCAGUUUGUCAUAUUCAGAUAGCAAGACAAACUGCAGAUAAUAAAAAAUGGAAGUGAAAGCUUCUGAACUCCUUGUGAAGUGUGUGUGUGUGUAUGUGCAAGCCAAAUGCUCACCUGAAUUCAGCCAGAGCCUGAUCCUGGUGGGCUUCAUUGGGGUGGCAAUUCCACAUAAAGUCAGCACCGCACCUGUAAAAUCCUUGCUAGACAUAUUAUGAACCUCAUUCAGUAAGAGUAUCUGCAGCCUCUAAACUAUAGCUAUCAGGAUUCUUUGGGGUGUGUGCACUAAUUUAAAUGUGCUUCAGAAAUUUGGUGUGUACACAGCCCUAAACAUGCUAGUGAUUAAAUUCCAUUAAACUUGGGAUUUUAUCUAGUGACAGAAGACAGCUUGAUGCAGCAGAGGCUUCUGUUAGCAGAAAAGGUAAGGAAUGUGAUUUUUACAUAUUCACCCUCAACAGCUGCAGCUCUCAUCUGUUCCCAAUCUGCUCCCAGGGGUUGGGAGACUCACUGGAACAGUAUAAGGAGCUACCAGGGAAGGGUGAAUUAGUGAAAAUAGUUUGCCUCCCCAUUCCAGUGACAAAACCCCACUGUUGGGUCAAAGAGCCUUUAAUAAGCAGAGGGACAGCCUUAGAUACAUCCAAUGUAAUUUACCUCUGAUUAGGAUGGUGUUCCUGAAGAUAUUUUAAUAUUGAUUCCAGAUGGGGAUAAUUAUUCAGCUUUGAAUUGGCAUUCAUUACUGCAUAUGAUUUGAUUUAAACAGUAGUGUCUCAACACAGUUGCUGUGUUGUUAAUAUUACAAGGACAAUAGCAUAGUACUGUUGUUGAAAAUGGGGAUGAACGGUUUUUGUAGCUGAUACCUGUUUGCAGAUCACAUUUUUAUGGUUUUGAUUUUCCCAUGUAGGCACAAUGCACCACUGGUGCUAAUUACCUUUGCAGAAAGGGCAUGUUUUUAAAUUCAAGCUGUUUAGUGGGCUGUGUGAUGAUAGAUUGUGAAGACACUAAAGAAUCAUUCGUUCGAGAUUAAUCAGUUAAUCAACUGAACCACCUUGACUCCUUUCAUGCAUUACCCAAAGGCUGUAGGUAUGAGUAAGAAUGAAAUCUAAAAUAAAUGGAAUGCAAUGGGAAAGAAUCUCUUUCAUGCUUCUCAAGCGGAAUUAUUUCAAUGAGUAGAAUGUUGAAUAUGUUGUGAAGAUGCAUGUAGGUUAUACUUUUUGAGCUGUAUUAUAUCUAUUAACCUAAUGUAUGCCUCCCUAGAACCAUAGAACUGUAGAGUUGGAAGGGACCCCAAGGGUCAUCUAGUCCAACCCCCUGCAAUGCAGGAACCUCAGCUGAAGUAUUCAUGACGGAUGGCUAUCCAACCUCUGUUUAAAAACAUCCAAGGAAGGAGAGGCUCUCAUGGGAGCCUGCUGAACAGCUCUUAUUGUCAGAAAGUUUUUCUGAAUGUUUAGUUGGAAUCUCCUUUCUUAUAACUCGAAGCCAUUGGUACGAGUCCUACCCUCCAGAGCAGGAGAAAACAAGCAUGCUCCUCCCCCCACGUGACAGUUCUUAAAAUAUUUAAAGAUGGCUAUCAUAUCUCCUCUCAGUCUGCUCUUUUCCAGGCUAAACAUACCCAGCUCCUUCAAGCGCUCCUCAUAAGGCUUAGUUUCCAGACCCUUUAUCAUCUUGGUUGCCCUUUGCAUAUUUUCGAGCUUGUCAGCAUCCUUCUUAAAUCAUGGUGCCCAGAAUUGGACACAGUAUUCCAAGUGUGGUCUGACUAAGGCAGAAUAGGUAAAGGGACCCCUGACUGUUAGGUCCAGUCACAGAUGAUUCUGGGGUUGCGGUGUUCAUCUCGCUUUAUUGGCUGAGGGAGCUGGCGUACAGCUUCCGGGUCAUGUGGCCAGCAUGACUAAGCCGCUUCUGGCGAACCAGAGCAGCGCACAGAAACGCCGUUUACCUUCCUGCCAGAGCGGUAACUAUCUAUCUACUUGCACUUUGACGUGCUUUCGAACUGCUAGGUUGGCAGGAGCAGGGACCAAGCAACAGGAGCUCACCCUGUUGUGGGAAUUUGAACCGCCAACCUUCUGAUCGGCAAGCCCUAGGCUCUGUGGUUUAGACUAAGGCAGAAUAGAGUGGUACUAUUACUUCCCUUGAUGUAGUCUAGAAUAGCAUUAGCUUUUUUUGCUGCUGCAUCACACUGUUGACUCACGUUAAGCUUGUGGUCACCCACCCGCUGGAUUAAGGAUGAUUUAUAAAUAUUGCAGAGCAAUCUUAAACCCCAAUCCACUGGCUGGAGGGGGUUAGUAUGGAGCAGAGAUUGGGGGGGGGGUUAUCAGAGAAAAACAAUAUGCCUAUGACCAACUGCAAAACAUGAAUUGAGGGAAACACUUCAAAAGUUUGGUUAUAAAUUACAUUGUUUUAUUAUAAAGUUAACCUUUGAAGCCUAUUAUAUUAUUUUUUAAAGAAAUUAAGGGUGCGUGCAUAGCAAAUAUGUACAAGAUUUGAAACAACAAUAUUACAAACCCUAACAUCUAUCUAAAAAUGUGUGCAGUCGGGGUUUUCCCAUUGAUUUUCCUGAACUGUAGCUGCCUUCUCACCAUUCUGGGGCUGCAUUGCUUUAACCUCACUUGAAUUGGGGGGGGGGGGGAAAUCUGGUGUUCUAAGAGAACAGAUAUGGGAAAGAGGGUUUUGUUUUGAUUCAGGAGACUUAGACCCCCCCCCCUAAGAAUCUGAAAAAGCUAUCAUUGGCCAUAUGGUGAGUGUGCCCACAAUCCUCAAAGAAGUUUGCAACAGUAAGAUUGUCCGCUGUGAAGGGUUUUUAGUUUUGUCUUAAUUGCUUCAUUAUGGUUUCCUAAAUUUAAGUACAGGCGGUUGCUAGUGAAACAAGAUAAUGAGACUGCAGUCCCUACAUAUCUGGGAGUAACCUCCCUUAAUUAAACUCAAUAGGAUUUACUUCUGAGUAGACAGGUAGAGACCUGCACUGUUAAUAGAGCAGAAACAGAAGGUGGAAACGGGACAGGAAAAUAUUUAAAGACAAAGUACAAAGUUUAAAGGACUCGAUUUUGAAGGCACUGAAAUGACAUAAACUGUCAGGAGCAUUAUUCCAAAGGAAUCUGUACCUUUUAUUACCUUUUAUUUAACAAAAGCUCCUUAAAAUCAUAAAGAACCUUUGGAAAAAUAUACUUUGUUAGAGAAUAAUGAUCCAAUGAAAUGACAUUAUUUCAUAAAGGGGUAAUCCUACUAUAAUGAAGCAUUGCAAUCCUAUACAUGCCUACCCAGAAGUUAGUCCCAUUGAGUCUGCUGGGGCUUACUCCCAUGUAAGUGAGUAAAGAGUUGCAGUUUGAGGUCCUUUGUUAUUUUCCUUUGAAAUCAAUGAGGAUUAAAAGUUGUGUGGGUUGUGCUUUUAAGUUUCCAAUGCAUCAUGGUCCCAUCAUAAACUACACUUGGAAAAGCUAGCCACCCCACACCCCUCCUAUUUUGAGUUGGAGGCUCAUCAUUCUGGAAAAAAUUGAGAAUCUGUUUCUAAAGCUACCAAUCUGUGUCCAGGUGGCCGUUGGAGUGCAUGAACAAUUGGUUUAAUUCGCUCUGGGAAGUCAUGCAUUCUGUGUACACUUGCAGGCUAAUAAGCUUUUGUAGAUGUUCAGCCCUUCUGUGAUAAUUAACCUCUGUGAAUGUCAGCAGUUAGUUCUUCAAAUAAGCACUGCUAAGUGUGUGGCUUCAGAAGACCCUUUACCCAAAGGCAAUUUAACAUGGCGUCCAUUUAAAUCCACUUAGUAAAUUAGUUUUCUGUAACAAGCUGCCAACUGAUGGAAAUAAUUUUACCUCAUCAGAUUUUCAGCCAGAUGUAGAUACAGUAUAUGUUAAAUAAUCCACACCACAUGGCAGGAUUAUUACAUUGUGGUAAAUUAGCACUCUGCUAUUGGAUAAAUCUAGGCAACAAUUUACCAUCUUCAUAGGAUUGAAACCAGAGGCCUGGUCUCACACAUCCUGAUGAAGAUACAGCAUAGUUAAGGAAUACGCACACUCUACCACACACAUAAACAUAGUGUGUGCAACAGGUGCUCUGUUUCAGGUAUGAGGUAUGACCGUCCAGAUACCUUUGGAUGACAACACCCAUCAUCCCUAACCGUUCUGGCUGAGGCUGAUGGGAGCUGGAGUCUAACAGCAUCUGAAAAGCUACAGGUUCUCUACCCCUGCUCUAAAUGGAAGCCAAUGAAAGCUCAAUUUGUAUCAAUUUUCUCCUGCUUUUGGAGAAGGAAUCCCAGAAACCAUUCGACAAUGUGUAGACUUCCAUGUGAACCGCUUGUAUUUCAUAAUGUUAUAAUAUGUGUGAUGUAAGAGAGGGGAAUGUGCAAGCCAGCAGCACAAAGACUUGCAUAAAUCUCCAAAUAGUAUCUAACCAUUUGCUUGUAUCCCAGGGCCCUUUGCCUCUUCUCAACUUUUCCUCUUUUUUCUCUCUAGUUGAAUCAAAAAGCCAAGACCUAGUUUUUGCUUCUAAAUGUGUGUGCUCUGCUGUUUUAUCAUUCUUUACAAAUAUCUGGCCUUUGUUCCCCACUGUCUCUUUAUAUGGCACUUUUAAUAAGCAAAUAGUUUUAUAACCUUGUAUAUUCAGUGAUCACUCACUUCAGCAAAAUACCAUCCGGCAGAACUGUGCUCUUUAGCUAAAUCCAGAGUGUCUCCACCCAGAGCCAGAAAUAAGUCCUGUCUGCUGUGAAAAAUGUACCACCUACAGGGUAAGCUUGCAGGCAACAGUAUCCACACUGUGGCUUAUAUAGGAGUACAGUUUGGUCAGGGAGCUAGCACCAUGUUAAUUCCUGAAAAAACAAAGUUUAAUUUGAUUCUUGGCAUCUAUGAAGUCACAUGAGUUUAAUUCAAAGAACUGUAUAUCCAGAAGGAACACAUUUUAAUUUGACUACAAUUAGUAAGGUCAUUAGACUUAAACUUUUUUCCAGAUCAGACUUGAAGCAAUCUAACAAAUAAAUUAUUGCAAUCAAUUAAGCAACAAGCAUAAAAUAAGCAUAACCGCUUAUGAUGUAUAAAUGUUUCCCAUCUUCCUGAUGUACUUUUCACCAGGAGAUUGGUGAUAUGUCUCUUAACACUCUUUAUUCUUUCAACACAGUUGGGUUAGUGAAGGGCGAUUUUAAAUAACACUAAUAAUCAUUGGAAAUUUAUUGAUUUAUUUGUAUCUGUAGCCACCUCCAUCUCAAAUACUCAGACCAAGAAAAAGAAAAAGCUUUCCUUUUAGCGAAACAGAAUAAAAUCUCACCUCUUUAAAAGCCAGCCCAAGGAGGAAUUUCUUGUAAGUUCUUCCGAAAGAACAGAUGACUCUGAUUUGUGGUGAGUCAGACCAUAAAUCUUUCUUGUUUGGUACUACAGGUGAAACUGUCCACAGCUUCAAGGUGUUCCCAAACAGGCCACCUGAAAGUUACUGUACUGUACUUGUAACAGAAGAUGCCUGGGAUUUAAUCUGUGACCUUCCACAAGCAAACCAUGUGGUUACCACUCACUGAGCUAUGACUCACACCAACUAAGGUGGCUUGAGGCAGUUUGAAUCUGCAGCUGCAGAGCUCCAUUUCUCUCAUUGAACUAAAUCAGCCCUUAAAUGCUCAACUUGGCAUUUGGGCAAGGGGAAAUGCAAAGUUGGGGGUGAUACUGGUGGUGAAAUGGAAUUUCCUGGAGGAGGACAUAGCUGUUUGGCCAGAAACUGAAACAGGAGCAUUUGUGGUUUUGUUUUUAUUUAUUUUUCAUGGUACAGAAAAUACAUUUUGAGAAAACAAUUGUUACAGAAGUAAACAACAAACAACUUAUCCUGAUAAAAUUACAGGCUUCUGUCAUGCUACAGGAGCGUUCCUGUUGCAAGGACGAACUGCACCAUUUUAUUGAAGUCCCACUUGUAUAUUAUUUAUAAUAAUCAACUUAGUGAAAUCCUUCUUAUCUCUUUAUAGUUUUUGAUCUUCUUUCUACACCCAACCAGAGGCUAGUAAAAACCUUCUUGCAACAGACACUGGCCGAUCCUACACUGAAUGAAAUUUACGUGCUGUCGACAUUCAGACUGCAACCCAAAAGCACAGCUGUUGUAUUUGGGCUAUAUUCCUCCACUGAAAACAGAAAAUAUUUUGAAUUCACAGUUAUGGGACGGGUGAAUAAAGGUAAGUCCUACAAAAGUCGGGUGGGUGGGUGUGAAAGCAAUGAAUAGAUGUGAUUUUAUUGGGCAUAUUCUCAAGAAGGUCUCUCACACAAAUCUACGAUUAGCUUACAUUUUUUGGUGAAGUUUUAAUUCAUUUAAUUAAUGUUUACUCCUGAAAUUGUUUUUACCAUCCUCUUAAACACCUCCUGAAUACUUCUUGAUAUCCUUCCUAAAUUCUGGUGCUCAGAGUUUAUUGCAGUAUUGGAGUCUUAUCAGUACUGAGACUUGGAAUGAAAGCUAAUGUAAAUACAAUUCCAACACUUUGCUACUGCUUUUUAUUGCCUGCUUGCAUACUCAUUGCAUUCCACGCUUCAGAGAAGUAUGAGAAUUAGCUUAUGGCAACAUCCUGUCUCUGUGUUCUUGUACAGCCUUGAUUCCCCAUGUUGGGAGAUGGGGGCUGGCAUCUUUCUGCCAGCAAACUUCCCACUGGCAGUGAUGAAUGGUUCUCAAAGAACCAAGUCAAAGGUUUUUCUUUCUUCCUUUUUCCCCUUUGGGAAAUCACUGUUUCAAAUUACUGAGGAAUUUGAUAGAUACACGCACAUGCUGCAUUCAGCAUAUGAAAGAGGGGAACUUAAUUUAGUUGAUCCCGAAGUUUAGCUUUGACUGUGCAAGAUAAACAUUCCUGUUGCAAAGGCCUUAUAAAAUCAGCCACAUGACAGAAAAUGCUCUUGGCUGAGUGGAAUGCGCUUGUUUAGAGCCGUAGCACUGACUUGUGUGGAACUCUGCCAUGCUAUGGUAAAUUCAUGAAUGUAGAGCAUGAAAAACGUGUGGUGUUAUCUACAAAGGGAGGAAUGGUUGUGCAAUUAGAAUAAACCUACUAACUAAAAUUGCAUGCUAACCAAUUACAGAAACGUUUAGUUAAAUUGCCUUUAAAUUGGGGCUGCAACUCGUUAGUGAUUGGUUAGACUAACAGAUUUAAAAACUUUUGAUUGACUAAAAGGUGAGCCUUUUAAAAUGCAUUUGGUUGGAUCAGGUGCAGGUCUAUACAAGUAAACUCCAAUGAGUUAAAUGAAACUUAAUCCCAAGUAAGCACGCACAGGAUUGCAGGCUAACAUUGCAAUCCUGUAUAUGUCUGCUCAGAGUGAGCCCCAUUGAAUCCAAUGGGGCUUACUCCCAGGCAAGUGAGUGUAGGAUUGCUGCCUAAAGGGGUAGUCUGGGGUUGCUUCUAGAACCAAUAUUGUCAUUUGAAGCCCAGGCGACCUCAGUAGCAAGAGUGCCCAUUUCCAAUUCAUUCACUACCCACAACUGCAUCUGGACUGCAGUAUUCCAGCCACAGUACUACAUGCUCUAGUAACCUACAUGGGACUGCCCUUGAAGAUGUUCCAGAAGUUGCAGCAGCUGCAGAAUGUAGCUGCUAGAUUAAUAAAUGCCACAACAAAAUAGGAUAAUGUUACACAGAUCCUUAAAGAGCUGCACAGGAUCCUGAUUUGCUACAAGGACUACGUCCAAAGUAUAAAUCCCUAUAUUUGAAGCCCAAAUAUUUGAAGGAGUGUCUCCCAUUAUCUGCUGUCCCAUGCAAUAAGGUCUGUAGGAGAGGCCCUGCUAGUGUUUCUAUUGGUGAGCAUGGUCCAUUCUACAGUCAAACAAUUCAUGGCUUUCAAUCUGUUGUGGCACCCUAGUUAUGGAACUCACUUCCACUGAAGAUAUAUUUCCCCUACUCUAUCCUUCCUAUGUCAAGUGAAGACUCAUUUGCUUCUCCAAGCUGUGGGCGAUAGGAAGAGUAUGUAAGGUAGUCUGACUUCUGUUGUAAUUAUAUUCUACUGAAAUUCCUUUUUCUGCUUUUAAUUUUGAUGUUUUGAUAUCACCCUGGUGACCUUCAGAUUGAAGGGUGGUUUAGAAAUGUGAUGAUGAUGAUGAUGAUGAUGAUGAUGAUAAUGAUAAUUGUUAUAAAGAAGUUUGUUAUAAAUCAGCAAAUAAAGAACAUGUGUUUUGCUUUAGAACAAAAUGUUAGUCAUAUAAAAAUUAAUGCAAAUAUAAUCUGAGAGCUAAUGAACUGAGCUUGAACUGUGGGAGUGCAGAGGCACUGGGUUGGUGAUUCCCAUGUCCAGAAGAUUGGCCAGUUGCCUAUUCUCAACGGGGUUGCACUUACUCUGGAAAGACACAUUCAGGGUUUGUGGGGGCCCCUGGAUCCAUCUUUGUUGCUGGAAGCACAGGUAACCUCAGUUUCUAGGAGUGCCUUUUACCAGCUCUAGCUGUUACGUCAACUAUGGUGGUUCUUGGACAGAGAUAGUCUGGCCAUUAUAAUGCACCAUUUGUGGCCCACCAAGCCAGGUGCAGCCCAGCAGUAAAUUAUAGAAAUCUUCUAAAUCUCUGAAAGUCACAAAUUAUGCACUCUUGAUGGAUACUCUUGAAAACAUAGAACCAAAUAAACAUAAGUCUUAAAGGUCUCUGAAAGUCUUUGUGGGCUAUGCAAGUCUCUGAAAGAAGCAAUGGGUCAGAUUCUUAUCUGGUGAAAACAAGCUGUAAAGCUUUGUUUUAUGACGUCGAACGCUGCCAAAGUGGUCCGUGAACAGUGAUUCCGGAUAUACCCACUGUUUCGUGGAAUUCUUCAGCACAGCAGAAGGACACAGAAAUGUUUCAUAAACCCAUCUAUAUGGUGAAUGGAAUUGUAUAACAACAAUUGCUAUGGUUACUUACAGCAGUAAUUUAUGGCAGCUCAGCAGGGACAUGAUCAUCUGAGUUGUGUGGUCUGACUGCCAAUGCCUGUUGCCAUUGCCAGGAGCAAUAUUUUAAAAAUUCAUGUUUGUUUUUAGUAUGACAGAACAGUUUUAUACAAAUAUAUCUACAUAUGCGCUCAAGGAACCCUUUAAGAAAAUACAAGAGUUUGGUACCUUGUUUCCUCUGUGUGAUGUUUUGCUAUUCCAGAACAUUCCUCUCCCUGCCAUCUCUUUUCACUUGUUUCCCUUAGGAUUGUAACAUAUUAAAGCAGAAUCCGCUUGCAAUCUGGCCUUCUUGGUUUCAUAACUGCAUUGUCCUUCAUGAUGAUUUCACUCUCGCUCUCCUAAAAGAGAAGAAGAAUUCUCUUAGAACAUGGGUUUCCAAACUGGUCGUGGACCACCAGUGGUCCAUCAGUUUCACUUUAACAUUAAUAUUUAUUUUAAAUUGUAUUUUAUUGCUUCUUUUCCUUCUGUUGUAUUUUACUGUAUUAUAAAAAAGAAACUAUAAAAAUAAAGUUACAAAUCAUACAUCAUAUAGCACAGUGCAUUGCAAUUGCUACAACAGGUUGAAAAAUCAUUAAGUGGUCCACCAAAACCAGUAGCAAUUUUCAAGUGGUCCUUCCUAGGGCAGGUGGGUGAGGAGCUUGGGAACCACUGCCUUAGAAGGCAGGCUAAAAGCUGCUUGUGAUAAGGUUAAUUUCAUUGUCUCCAUUGCCACAUAACAUCCAAAGGAAGUACAGUGGUACCUCGGGUUACAAACACUUCGGGUUACAGACUCCACUAACCCGGAAGUAGUACCUCAGGUUAAGAACUUUACCUCAGGAUGAGAACAGAAAUCACGCAACGGCACGGCGGCAGCGGGAGGCCCCAUUAGCUAAAGUGGUACCUCAGGUUAAGAACGGACUUCUGGAAUGAAUUAAGUUCAUAACCAGAGGUACCACUGUAGCUAAAAUUUAGGGAUUAGGAAUUUAGGGAUUAUUCUGCAACCAGCCUUCACCACUACAUUUGUACAAGUAUAAACAAUUGAUGGUGGUUCAGGGGUAAUGCUUUAGUUCUGUUAAUAAGGAACGAAUAAAUUCUUGGCUAUCGCAUUAAAGGCCUUCACUAAAAUGCUGCUCUGCGAUUCUGUGAUUUAUCAAUUGACUACUGAAUUUGUAAUUUACUAUUGAAUUUAAUGCAUUAAAAUAUUAAAACUGCAUCCUUUUCAUUCUUCUCAAACCAUAAGGACUUGUUUUUUUAAAAAAAGUGAAGAAAUGAAAGUAUUUUUUAACCAAGUCAGUAGUGUUCCAGAAGUGGACAGUGAUCACAAAAACAUAUGCUAAUCCAUCAAAAUAUAUGCUGCAGACUCCCCAGAUACAUCCAUGUCUACUUUCCCCCCUCUCCUGACCUUCUCACCUGGAUAUACACUCAGAGAAAAGACUGCUCAUCUUUUAAAAAUAGCAUUUUCUUUAAAAGUUGUAUGUGCUCACUUAACAACAGCUCUUUGAAGCCUAUUCAAAUAUCCAACAGGAUUUCUGGUAUCCUAAACUGAAACUUUUUUUUACUGCCUUUCAUAAGCAAAGCAACAGGGACUCUGGUUUUCUCCACAGUGAAAACGACUGAAGUCUUCACUAUCCAUUGGCACCAGUAAAUUCAAACUUUUCCUGCAGUGGAAGGGUGCAGCAACACAGAUGGUUUAAAUAUAAUAAUGUCUUUGGUCCUUCCUAGCAAGCAUUUCCCCCUCUGCUCUCUCCAAAAAAAGUAUUCCACCUCCUCAGAUGAACCUUGAUCUUCCAUCCAGUCCAGCUGCCCUCCGGCAAUCCUGUCUCAUGGCCAUUGGCCAAUUGUGAGCUCUUCCACCCCUUUCCUUUAUCUAUCUUUCUCUUAUUCUCUGCUGGAUUUAUCUAGUCUUGCUCCAGAUGCAGGAUCUUUCUUAUAGGGCUUGCCAGAUUCAAAUCUGGAGAAUGCUCACGUAUCUUGAAAUCUGCAGUAGAGAUUCCUCUUGUCUGUUGCAUCCCAGGUCCUGACAACACAUAGCUGCACAGGAGAUCACUGGUAGCUUUGUUCCUGGGGCAAAUAAUGCAAGGGGGAGGGUUUAUUUUUACAAGGAUUACAGUACACAGAGAAAGGCCUAAAUCCCUCCCCCCCCCCUUCAUAGUCCUGUUUCUUCCCUCAGUUGCUUUUAUUUUCGAAGGGGGGGGGGACCCAAGGCAUGUUCAGUGUUCUUCUAAUGUGGUUGCCACUUACAUAGCAGCUUUUAGUAGAUACAAUGCUCUGUGGUCUUAACUUUUGUACCUUUGCUUAACAAACCAGCAGGGCAGAUCUAAUCCAUGAGAUAGUGGGGCCAGUUCCUAAAAAGCAAACUGAUAUCUCACAAGUUACUUCUAGUUUGGUCCUUAGGGAGCAAAUAUGCAGCUACAUUAAAGGGCAAGAAAUUAUAAGUUGUUCAGUUACUGCAUAUAAUUUAGCAUGGGGAGAGGUACUUUCUGGAGUUUUCUUUCCAGAUGUCUUUAGCCAACCCUGCUGCAGUCCUUACUAUUUCUGCUUUAAUAAUAUGAAACGGAAUCUGAGAACCAGAAACUAAUUCAGGGCCAGAUACAAAACAGAACUGAGCUCCUACACCUUCGUGAUUUAUAGAAGAUCAUUUCUAUAUCACUUAAUAUAUAGUGGUACCUCGGGUUAAGAACUUCGUUCGGGAGGUCCGUUCUUAACCUGAAACUGAUCUUAACCUGAGGUACCACUUUUGCUAAUGGGGCUUCCCGCUGCUGCCGUUCGAUUUCUGUUCUCAUCCUGAACCAAAGUUCUUAACCUGAGGUACUAUUUCUGGGUUAGCGGGGUCUGUAACCUGAAUCGUCUGUAACCCAAGGAACCACUGUGUAAGAAUAGAUCUAAAUGGUUUUUUAACAUACUAGGAAACACAAAAUUGCUUCUUUUAAUCAUCAUCACCAUCAUUAAAAUUUCUAUCUUGCCCUUCCUCUCAAAGGACCCCAGGGUUGCAAACACUAAAGUUGUAAAAUAGUACAAUUAAAAUGAAAACCCAUUGAUAAAAUGUAUAAAUACACAAUGAAACAAUUAAACAGCGACUAAAAGUACAGAAAUGCCUGGAACUGUAGAGCUGGAAGGGACCAUGAGGAUAAUCUAGUCCAACCCUCUGUUAUGCAGAAAUUUUUCGCCCGAUGUUGUAGCAUGCAUAAAAGGACCAGUUUCAUGGAUCGGGCAAAGGCAUGGGCAAAAGAUGUCUUCAAAAGAUGUCUCAAGCAGAUGACUGAUAGAUAAAAGUUGUGUAGAAGAAGGAACCCUGUUGAAAUUCCUUCUUCCACACAACUUCUAAAGCUGCAGGGGGCCCUUCCUCUUUUUGCGUUUGGCCACCACCCAACCUGUGCAUCUGUGAUCAUGGAGAGAGCUGGAGCUGACGGGUGCCCCCCCUCCCUUUGUUAGCUAUUUUAUUUUUAUCUGCAUCUAGGACAAUACUUCACAUGGUAUAUGCAUUUGCAAGUGAUUUGUUAACUAGAGCUGUCGCAACAGACACGAUCAAACCAAGAAAAGCUGAGCUGGCUUUCCUUAACUUUCCGCAAACUUCCUGCUCCAUUGGCAGAGGUUUCACUGUGUACCAAUUAUACUGUGUUCUUGCCUUACAAUAAUGUUAUUUUGUUCUAGUUUCCCUUCGAUAUUUGAGGAGCGAUGGGAAGUUAAAUGCUGUGAUCUUCAGCAACGUGCCACUGGCAGAUGGGAAGCGCCGCUCAGUCCUCCUCAGGCUAAGCGGCCUGCAACGUGGCUCCAGCAAAGCCGAAUUGUACGUGGACUGUGUGCAGAUGGAUUCCAUUCAAGAUCUGCCUAAAGCCUUUUUAGGACUGUCACAAAGCUCAGAGGCAGUGGAGUUACGAACACUGCAGAAAAAAGCACAGGUGAGCAGCUGUAGAGGAGUGAUGGAGUCUUCAUGCAGAAGCUCCUCUCAUGUCAGGGUGCUUGCUGAUUGGGUGGAGACACAUGCACUUCAUUUGUCAGGCCCAGGGUGGAGAGGGAGUAGGGGAGAUUCACGAGUUCAUCGGUCAAGUUCUUCCCCUCAGUCCUCUUGAUUCGUGAGUAUAACCUUCCCUUGCAACUGAAGAGCUCUGUGGCUCUACCAGAGAACUUCUUAUAUAUAUGAAAGGAGACCAAUUAGGGUUGCUAAUGCGGGUGGCGCUGUGGUCUAAACCACUGAGCCCCUUGGGCUUGCCAAUCAGAAGGUCAGCUGUUCGAAUCCCUGCAAUGGAGUGAGCUCCUGUUGCUCUGUCCCAGCUCCUGCCAACCUAGCAGUUCGAAAGCACGCCAGUGCAAGUAGACAAAUAGGUACUGCUGCGGUGGGAAGGUAAACGGCGUUUCCAUGCACUCUGGUUUCUGUCAAGGUGUUUGGUAGCGCCAGAAGCGGUUUAGUCAUGCUGGCCACAUGAUCUGAAAAGCUUUCUGUGGACAAAUGCCGGCUCCCUCAGCCUGAAAGCGAGAUGAGCACCGCAACCCCAUAGUCGCCUUUGACUGGACUUAACCGUCCAGGCGUCCUUUACUUUUACCUAACUUUUUUUUACCAGAGAACUUCUUACAUAUAUGAAAGGAGACCAAUUAGGGUUGCUAACUUUUAUUUUCAAGAACUCUGACAUCUCAAACUGAGCCUGUCUCUCUGUGUACUUUUAUGAGGAAAACCAACUUCUCUUUUAGUUAAUUGACUUAAAGUUACGCUAACAUCUAGGCAUGCGCAGUAUUCCUUUUGCCUCUGGCACAAAGCAACUUUAAUUUAUUUUUGAUAAAAAUCAGUGACUCCCAUGAAAGAAAGCGAACUCUCCUUCCUUUUAAAGCAGAGGUUGGAUGUCCACCUGCCAUGUAUGAUCUAGUUGAGAUUCCUGCACUGCAGGGGGUUGGACUAGAUGACCCUUGGGGUCCCUUCCAACUCUACAGUUCUAUGAUUCUAUGUGCAAAGUACCCCAAUCUGCUUUAAAAAAAGAUGCAAUGGAUAGAAAGUGGGGGUGGGGUGGGGAAUACCAGUGGCACAUGGAUUUUUUCCCCCUGGUUUGACAUUUACUAUAUCAUGCCUUUGAUCAAAUGAUCAUCAUUGUAAUUGAAGAAUGCACAUAGAGACAUGCCCCUAAACCUGCACAACCCAGCAGCCCUUCAUUCUCUGGCUGAUGGAUGGGAUCAUAAUGUUCAUGUGUGCAUUCUUUUAGCUCUGCAGUCCCAAGAGGAGCCAAGUGUUCCUUCUGGCAGGAAGUGAAGAAUCAAUUUCUUUGCAGUUGCUUAUUUUAUGGCUGAUGGGUGGUGCAAGGUUGGUCACAACCUGUGAUUCAGGAAUAACCUUCUAGUGUCUCAAGGUCCUGAUGGCAGAGGCCAAAGCUCUAUAGCCCCAUUCUAUCCUGACAACAAGCCAGCCAGAUGAAAUUCCGUCUUGGACAAUAAUCUGGCUGGCCUGUACCUUUUAAGGCAGCCUUCUUUAACCUUGGGCCUCCAGAUAUUGGAUUACAAGUCCCCUGACCAUUGGGCUAAGCUGGUUGAUGGGAGUUCUAGUCCAUCAAUACCUGGAGACACAAGGUCAAAGAACUCUGCCCUAAGGGCAGCUACCUAAUCUCUGCUUGGUAAAGAUACCAAUAUUUUAAGAUACAGGGCACAUGUAAGUUUUCUUAGCUGGUCAUAACCAAAAUGCAUAUCCUUCAGGUUAUUUGGAAGCAACUUUUCCUAUGACUGUUACAGCAAGAACAUUUUCAUUCAUACAACAUAUAGAUGUACAUAUUACUGACUUCUGUGUUAGUAGCAUUUGUACGUCAUCCCCUAAAAAAAAGUUCUUGCAGCUGCCUGUUGUGUUUGUGAAGGUCAUGAAAGGCAUUUGAACUGUUGUGAGCUUUCGAAAGGAGAAGCUGGGAUACCUCUUCCUAAUGUUAUGCCUCCAAAUCUCUUUUGUCAUUGCAGGACACUUUGGAGGAGCUGAAGCUAGUAGUAAAAGGGUCAUUGUCCCAAGUAGCUGGCCUCCAGGACUGUUUUCUUCCACAGAUUGAGCCAGCAGUUCAAUAUCCAGGUAGUUUUUAUAUUACAAAAUAAAUGUGCUUGGCCAUAUGUAAUAUUGUAUUCAGAGCAUAACCAGGUUUCCUAGUGACUAUUUUUAUCCUAGCUGUACUGCAAGAGGAAGCAAAGAUAUACCAUCCUUCCAAGAAAGUCUCCUGUAACUAAGCAGUAGAGUUGCCACGUCUUGCCCUCAACACCAGAUGUUGUACUUUAAUUCUCCAAUUGACGUAUGAGAAAAAGGCAAGGAAUUGCAACUAUAGCACACAUGGCAGAUAGCCAUCCAACCUCUGCUUUAAAAGGAAGGAGAGUCCAUCAUCUUUCAUGGAAGUCUGUUCCAGUGUUGAGCAGUUCUUACUGUCAGACAGUUCUUCUUGAUGUUUAGUCGGGAUCUCCUUUCUUGUAACUUGAAUCCAUUGGUUCAGAUCCUAGCCUCCAGACCAGGCGAAAACAAGCUCACUCCAUCUGCCUUGUGACAGCUCUUGAGAGAUUUGAAGAUGGCUAUCGUAUCUCCUCUCAGUCUCCUCUGUACCAGGCCAAACAUAAACAGCGCCAUCGACUUGUUGUUCCUUAGGUAACUGCCUUAGGAAAUAGGUUAAAUCCAAACCAGAAACAUUAAAGAAACAGCAAAACACACAAACCUGCAUGGAUAGUCAGUAGAGUUUUACCCAAGUUUCAGGAGGCGGAAAUUUCUCAGAAGAGAGUUCUCUGAGGAAAAGCUGUUAUUGGAAUUUCACUUAACUCCAUUUUAUGAAUAGUUUUAGGAGGCUAUUUUUGCUCAGUACCAUAAUGCUGGCAAGGUGUUCAUCUUUUUCAAAAGUUUUGAAACUCAGCAUGAACUCCCCACCUGCAUUUAAGCAUUUUUUGCUGCUUUUGUUUAUUUUAUUUUAUUUUAAAGAGGGAAAUCAAUGCAAAAAGAGCUGGAAAACUGCACCAAGGAUGUUGGGGGAGUUGGAUUUGUGACAUUGCAUCCACCAGCCAAUCAGGCCUGUGCAAAGAUAGACCUUUGACAGCACUGCUUUCCUCUGAGUUUAAUCUUGGACAGGUCUGCACACAAUGUGGCAAAUGCCACUUCAUAGCAGCUCGAUCUCUCGGUGUCUAUCUGUCGGCUGGCUUUUCUUUCCCUGUCCUCCUUUUCUGAGGACAGACAGCAUGGCAGCAGGGGCUUGUAAUAAUCACCACUGGAUAAGGAUGGGAAGUGACUUGAAGGAGGGGCACCAGAGCCUUUUGUCUCUAUGCCAACAAGGUAUGAAGUCAUGCAAAGAAGCUCAUCCUCCUUUCAGGGUAGAUGCGUAUGUUCUUAGAAAAGCAUUGACUUGGCUCGCAUUGUUCUAUGGGCAUGUUUUCUAGCCUUUUUCUAGUAAACCUGUUCAGCAGAUAUCAAAGUAGUGGCCAGAAACAAUUUAAACUAGAUUGCUUUAGCAUAUGUUGGGGAGAAAAGAAUCAUAUCAUCAGUGCAUGGGCGUUUUUGUGUUUUGUGUAUUAGCUGAAAUGAAGUCAUCGGUGGUUGAUCUUGGGAGAGCUGGUGUGUCUUGGAUUUUAAUGCACAGAAUUUUGUAGCAGCUGCUUCUGUUUAGGAGAGCUCUGCACUUUAAGACUGCUGCAUCAAACACCAAUGCCACACAGGGGCCUCAUGUGCAUGUGCUCAAGUGUGUACGAUGCCCACUCUUUACAUGCUUGCUGUGAGGAAUGUCAGUACAACACCAGUGUUUCUUUCAACAACUUUAAUUGUGUGCAUGUGGAGGGGGGAGGAUGACAUGUCAGUGUUCCCACCAUUGCCAUGUGUUGAGAGUUUCCUCCAUGCAUGUAUUCAUUUGUUUAUUUGGGUAUUUCUACACUGCCUUUCAGGGCCACACAGUCCUCAAGGCGGGCCACAUUUUAUUAUACAGAGUGUCAUUGAUGAGUGGCAUUGUCAUUGGUGGAUGGUGACAUCGUUUCCAGUUUUGCUGCCAUCUGCACGUGCAAGGAUGGUGUUGGUAAUGCUUGAUCCAUGAAUGGCUUGCUAACACAUUUAAGCGAUCACUUGAUUCUGUAGAGGUUGAGCUGGGCCUUAAGCUGCAAUGCAAUCCUUGAACUACUAGACCAAGGCUGCUUGGGAGUAAGCCUCAGUCGAACAGUGGGACUUAUUUCCAAAUAAGCAUGCAUAAGAUAGGGCUGCAUGGCUGCAAAACUAAUAAUAAACUAGCUGGAAAUAAGUCUUAUUGAAACUAGUGGAAUCUCAGAGUAAACAUGCGUAGAGACAGAUGGUAAGUUUGCUGAGGUCCAAAUUCUAGGCAAUUGUGAACUUUUAUGAAGUACUUUGGAGGUUAGAUAAGUGUCAAUACUGUUGAGUUUCUGAACUUCUGCAUUACACUUUUUCAUAACUUUCAUUUUAUUAUAGGUGUCUCUACAAGUGACUUUAACAGGCAGUUAUUAGGUCACAUGAUGCAAAUGAACCAAAUACUGGGUGAUGUGAAAGAUCUUCUCCGACAGCAGGUAUAAGACACAUGUUUAUAUAACACUUACUUUGCUGACCACUAGCUAAAUGGGUAUCUUAUUAUUUCUGCCGAAGUUUCACCCAUAAUUAUUAUUAUUAUUAUUUUUUCAAUUUAUAUACCAGCCUUUAUCCAAAUAUCCCAGAGCGGUGUACAACAUUAAAAACACACUACAAGUGAAACUUCUGGGCAAACUUCUUUCCUUUACAUUAAGAAAUAGGUAAUGAAAUAGUCCACUGCAAUUUAAGAGAGAGACUUGGUUGUUUUUGGAUGUGCAUGGCAUAGUUCAUUCCUGAAUCAUACCACUGGCCUCCAUGGAUUAAAUUCUAAGAAAGAUCGUGGCUGAGAGCAUGAAGGAUAUGCUUAACUUUAUAAAGUUAUUUAUGAAUGGUGAUGGCCUGAGCCUGCACACUUUUCCAGACUUGGGAAAAUCAUGAAGACUCCUGGAGCUGAUUUAGUGAUAUGUGAAGGCAAUUACCGUAUUUUUUGCUCUAUAAGACUCACUUUUUCCCUCCUAAAAAGUAAGGGGAAAUGUGUGUGCAUCUUAUGGAGCGAAUGCAGGCUGCACAGCUAUCCCAGAAGCCAGAACAGCAAGAGGGAUUGCUGCUUUCACUGCGCAGUGAUCCCUCUUGCUGUUCUGGCUUCUGAGAUUCAGAUUUUUUUUUCUUGUUUUCCUCCUCCAAAAACUAGGUGCGUCUUGUGGUCUGGUGCGUCUUAUAGAGUGAAAAAUACGGCAAAUGAGGCAAGGCUGAGCUCAGGCAUGUGUCUACAGUUCACUCCAAAAACAUUUAAAGCCCAAUUAAAGUUUAAGCCUUGCAUUAUUAUUUUUGUUUGAAGGCCGAUGGGAUUUUUGAGCUGCGGUGAGCACUAUCUGCUCUAAGUAGUUCAGCUAAAGAUAGCAGGAGGUUAAAAUAUGAAAUCAUAACUGUUUACAUGGAGAUGACUUGUCAUAAGGUCCAGUAUGGACAAUUAUGCCAAAAACAGUACCAAGUAACUGUUUUGAAAAAUUAGGCAGUAUUAUUGGAUAGGUUGUAUAAUGUGCAUUGUCUGGUUUUUCUGGUGGCAAUUCAAGAAAAACAAGCCCGAUGAUUGUAUUUAUUUUAUAUAAUUCAAAGGUUAAAGAAACAACAUUUUUGAGGAACACAAUAGCUGAAUGUCAAGCAUGUGGUAAGCACUUUUGUAUUUCCUGAUUUAAGAUAUGAUGGUAUAAACCAAAUCAUCAAACCGAAAAAGCAAUAUUUGUUGUCCUUAGCCACACCAAUUGUGAACACUUCCUUUGAAGUAAGGUCUACUGAAUUUCGUAGGAGUUCCAAGUAGACAUAGGAGGAAAUUCAACAUGCUUAGGUGUUUGUUCCAUCAGGGCUAGCAUUUUGGCUCUCCUACACCCCCCCCCCACUUUUCCAGGGGUUCUCCUUAUUCCCCCCUGAGCUAAUAUCAUGGUAUCAUGGGGGGAAAGCCUUGCUGAACAAGUGGAAGUCCUUGUGCAGAGCUUCUGCUGGUGGGACUCAAUAGUUGAGUUUUUAACUGACUGAUUGGCAAGAUUAAAACAAUAUACCAUCCCGUUCUAUGCAUGCUUACUCAGAAAUAGUUGCCACAGUAGCACUCCUCCAUUGUCUCCCGAGACAGACAGAUUUGUCAACCAACCAUUCAGUGAGGCUUACCCCCAGGUAAUUGUGCAUAGAACUGGAGCUUAAAUGAUUGAGAGUAUUCUUCAUAUUCAUAUUCAUAUUCUUCAUAUUCUUUUGAAUAUACUGAUUGCCUGAACACCAAACAGAAAAUAACCCAGUUCUAGGUAGUUUUGUUUUCUGCAUGUCUCAACAGAGGACAUACCUGUCAGCACAAACAACAAAUAGUAUUUCGGCACCUUUGAACAUUAAAAUUUAUUACGGCAUAAGAUUUCAUGGAAUUUAUUCCACAGGAAUGGAAUCAUGCCAUAGUAAAUUUGUUAGCCUUUCAUACUUUUUUUUUGGUUCUGGGGUGCUGCAAAACUAUCAGCCCAUUUGCUCUUAAACAGAAAACAAGAGAAGUCAUGAAGACAACCUUGAAAUGACUUGUCCCAUGCAGAAUUCAGAGCCACACUUUUCAGAUUCCUUACACAGUUAUUACUUUCAUGUAGAAUGUGCCUUGAUUUUUUGUGCAUUGUUGUGAGACAAACACACGUGUAUACCCCCACCCCUGGACAGGCAGGGCUGGCAUCAAAAGUCAGUAUUGUUGAGCGCCUGAUGGGGCCAGCACCACAGAUGGUGUGACCCCCAGAUCCCUAUAGCCCUUUUCCUCAUUCCCUUGCUAUUGCCGCUUGCUUAUCUGGCCUCUCUAAGCAUAAGAGCAGUGGCAAGAGCAAAGAGGAUUGGCAACUUUCACUUGGUUUGCAGGCUCCUUCCGGUCAGAUUGCACUUGGAGGGAGUUGGGCACUGGCGACACACUCACUGCACACAGCCUGCACCAAGGUCUUCACCGAAUCUGGAGCCAACAAUGGUAGCUGGUCGUGGUGGUUACUGUAGUGUGUGCUAGAAGCAAAAUAGAUACACAAUUAUCUCAGAAGAUAUCCAACCCAACCAGAGGAUUGAUCCACUGCUAUGCGUGGUGCAAAUGUUCAGCAUUUACCUCAGGAUUUACUGAUCAGCAGCUGAUUACUAAAAAAAUAAAUAAAUUGCUCUACCUCCAAUCACAGGUUUGGGAGCUGGAAAUUUCCCCACACCAUCCCCACCGCCCCCUAAGCCCAAAUGUGAAGCCAACACUUGUUUCCGAGGGGUGCGAUGCAUGGACACGGCAGAUGGAUUUCAGUGUGGGCCUUGUCCUGAAGGCUUCACUGGAAAUGGAGUUAUAUGCACAGAUGUUGAUGAGGUAAAAUGUUAUUUAAAAGCACCCAUGUGAGAAAGGAGAGGUUCAGCCUAUGAAUUCUGGAUCUAGAAAAAUCCAAGAUGUCUCAUCAAUUGAUGAUCAAGGGUAAAUAAAUUCCUGGUGCUCAGAGUGAGUCCCCUUUCUCUUGGUAUUACGUUAGAAAACGAGUGGGCAACCUGUGGUGCAGGGACCACAUGCAGCCCUCAGGCUGGUUUAACAUGGCCUGGGGGGCUAUUUGGCUUAUGUCCCUUUCCUUCCUUGUUCUAUCUCCAUUGCAAGAGUAAGAGAGAGACAAGGGUGCGGGGGCAGGAGAAAAAGAUGAUAAAGAAGUAGGGGAAAAGGUAGAGGAAACACACUAUGUUUACUAAAGCCAUGACUGCUCUUACUAUAAAUUACUAUUAUUAUAACUCCUACCCACUGCUCAUUCUGUCCCAUGCCCAUUUCUUGUGAGGUUACGUUAACCCUCUAGAGAAAAAAGCUUGCCUACUCCAGUGUAAGAAGUAUUUGUUGGAACAUAGGCUUCCAGCAAAUGUCCAAAUGGACUCUUAACUUUGCUGGCUGAAACCUAUAUAAUUAGUACAUUGAAUCACUUUGCUGGUUUGCCUUUUAGUGCCGGUAUAAUCCAUGCUUCCCAGGGGUGAGAUGUGUGAAUACAGCUCCAGGUUUCAGAUGUGAGGCCUGCCCAUCAGGAUACAGUGGGCAAAUCAUUCAAGGAGUGGGAAUCAACUCUGCCAAAAAUAACAAACAGGUGUGUGAUCUCAUUGCAAUCCAUCAAAAGCUAGUAAAAGUCUAGCUCUGUAUCUGUUUAUGGGUGCACUGCACAGCUGAAUGUAUUUCUCUUAAAGAUCUUAACAGAUAUGUCUGUAAAAAUGUCUGCGCUGCUUCCGAAUGUAUGGCAAAAUAAUGCUGGCCUAACUAAAGGCAGUAUUAAUAGGUUUAUUCGUGGACAGAGCUGUGGCUUUUCUGGAAAAAGAUUCCCAUGAUUUGCACUGGAAAUUUUUCAGUUUGCAUUAGAAAACUUGCCAUAGAGCAGGACCUACUUUAGCACACUUAUUUUACUUGAAACUGCCAAACAUGCCAAAUAUUGUCUUUGCAACUGGUAUCCAUUCAUUGUUACUAUCGAACUUCUAAAAUGGAAUGUUUUCCAUUACACCAGCUCAGCAGCUACAGCAGAGAUUAGUUGACCUAUCUACUACUCAAAGGACCUUUUGCUGUUCUUUUUAGACUAUUUCACAAUUGCAUUAACACCAUAUUAAAAAAACAAACCAAUAAAUUUUAACAGAUUUAUGCUAGUUAUUUUAUGCUUUAAUAACUGACUCACUGUACCUAACUUGUUUUUGUUUUUAUUGUGUUAGAUCUGCUUGGACGUAGAUGAAUGUCAGAACAAUGGAAACGGGGGCUGUGUUCCCAAUUCCCAGUGUGUAAACACUGUGGUAAGUACAUGGUUAUGUCAGAUUGUCAUUCUGCAUGUUUGAGGAGCUGUCCCAAAACAAGGGGACAGUUCACACAAACCACCGUCAAGUGAUUAUAAAUUCAGUGGCACAACAUUCACUUAAAUGCCAACCACAUAACGAUUGUGUGAAGCCAGCAGAUAGUUAUGUAAUCCCGUUCUGGUCCCCUUCCACUUAACGACGUUAUCCAGUGUGUUCCUCUUCUGCCAUCUGUGAAGAAGGGAAUUCCAAUUCAUGUGGUUGCAACAAGAAAGACAUAUUAUACUAAUCAGAUACAUUAACAAGAAAAACAGUUUCCCUGUGCAAACCAAGAGAGACAUAGGAAACUGCCUUGUAUGAGCUCAGAUUCUUUGUCCAUCCAGCCUGAUAUUGGUUAUUCUGACAGCUAGUAGCUCCUCAGCAUUUUCAGCACCUGCUACUGGGUCUUUCCCCCUGGGAGAUGCUAGGGAUUGGCCUCAGCAUCUUCUGGGAGCUAACAAUGUGCUCUGCCACAUGUCUUUCAAGUGCCCAAGGAUGGGCCUUGGUGGGUGUAAUACUAGGUCUGAGUUUACCUUUUUUUUGCAUAAAGUUCUCAGUAAGAGAUUUCAAAUAUCUGUGCAGACUUUAAUGAAGUGCCUUUUGGAACCUCAAGAAACUCAAAGUGGACCAUGGGUAUUACGUGGUCCCUCCCCCCCCCCCCCGCCCCAGUGUAAAUUUCUCCCUCUCUUCUUAACCACAGGUUUAUUCAUUAAGUAUUUAUAACCCACACAUUUAUAAAAAAAUAUAUCAAGGCAGUAUACAGCAUAUUGGAAUAGACUCCCUGUGCUUGGCUUCCAAAAUUAAACAAAUCAGUGACACCACUGUUGUGAGAAAGUUUUCUUAUCUUGAAGCAACAAACAGAAAGACACUUUAAUCAAUUAAUUGUUUAGAUCCACCAAUUUACAUUUUGUGGAAGGAUUAAAAAGUUACCUUCAAUUAAUCAGGCGGCAAAUCUUUUAAAAUAUGCAUUAUUUUUAAUACCUUUUUUUAAAGGGGGUCUAUUAAAACACUACAUUUUUAAAAAAAGGAAAAUAAAGAAGUGUAGAUGUGUUAAAACAUUCUCUCUCUCAGAGGAAAGAAUACCUUUUUUAAAAUUGUUCCUCCUACAAUACGUGCAUGGACCAUUCACAAAAACAGUGCCUGACUGGCUUAUAUGCUUGUUUGCUUCCAUCAAAGGGCUCGUUCCGCUGUGGGACAUGCAAACCAGGUUUUACUGGAGACCAGGUCAGGGGAUGCAGGCCUGAAAGGAGCUGCAGGAAUCAAGCUCUGAACCCUUGCAGUAUCCAUGCACAGUGUGCUGAAGUACGGCAAGGAGACAUCUCAUGUAUUGUAAGUUGAUGACCUCACAGAUUUGUUUUCAUUUGAUCCCAGAGCAGCAAAUCCUAUUUUGACAUUCUUCAGUAAAACCAUGUUCUGUAAUUAAUUAAUUCAAUUUUAAAAAUGUAUUGUGCUAUCCUUUUGGGGUGAGCCAUAGUUCUCAAUAUAUAUAUUAAAAAAUGCAAUUAAUUUGACAAUACGCUCUAAGCAGGACAUCUUAAUCAUAAGAUUAAGAUAAUUAAUUAAUUAUAAGAUUAAGAUAAUUAAUUAACAGCACUGCGUAUGUUUGUAGAAUGACUUCCUCAGCCUGGCUUUAUUUUGUAAUACUUUUGCUCACAGUGUGGUAUUGGCUGGGCUGGCGAUGGCUUUGUGUGCGGAAAAGAUAUCGAUAUUGAUGGCUAUCCUGAUGAAGAACUUUCAUGCUCAGCUGAGAGUUGCAGAAAGGUAAGAUCUAAGAGGGCAGGCACCUUAUCUCUCAAGUCUUCUUCAUUUUAAAUCCCAGCACAGGGAAGUGCACAGGAGGGUGAGAAACAGAGCAAACAUGAGUCAGCAACAUAUUGCCUAUGGACACACAUGGUCUUCUAUGACACCUGCACUCUUCCGCUUAUGAAAUUAGGCUUGGAGAAAUUAACUCUUCCCUCCCCAGCUGCUCUUUCCAGGAUGGUCACUUGUCAACUAGGUUUUUCCAAAAGCAAAAACACUUCUUCAAGCUUUAAAUGCUGGUGGGGAGGGGUUAAAUGAAUGUGCAUGCAGGUGUAUGGCUUCAUCAUGAUGCCCAUAAUAGUUUUGGCAGUUUGCAAAUAUGCCCACAGCUUGCAACCCAUGAUCAAAAGCAUGGGUUCUAGAUCACCACCUUGUUUUUCCCCCAUAGGACAAUUGCAAGGUGGUUCCAAACUCUGGACAAGAAGAUGCUGAUGGAGAUGGAAUAGGAGAUGCCUGUGAUGAUGAUGCCGAUGGUGAUGGUAUUCCAAAUGAUCAGGUACUGGUUAUAGAUAUUAUUUAACUGUGUAAUUUACAUCCCUCCCAUACUCAAGCAGCAGGAUUGUAAGCUUCAGUCUUUAUAUCAAGCCCCUGCACAGCCUCUAGUGCAUCAAUGGCCUUUUGCCAUUUACUUAGAUCAACACAACAAGCAACCUAUGGUUACGUGAAACAUACUCAAUAAACACACAAGAUGUAACUGGCUGUACUUUUGAAUAAAUAUUCAUUGUAUUAAAUUGUAUAUUUCAACAGAAGUCUCAUAAAGUUCAACGAAAAAAGCAGAAGACCCAGUGGAUCAGUUCAUUCUCUAGUCAGUUCAUGCAUAAGGUCCAUACAUGUAAUAGUAUCUAUUCCACCUGUCUGUUCAAAGAGUCCAAUAAUCCACAUGAAGGGUUGUUACAGUUCCACAGAAUCCUUUCACAGAGUUUAAGACAAGGGUUUCCGGAAUAUUAGCCUUGUUUCGCCAUCCUAGGCUUCAUCAGUAGAACAGGCUCAUAUGUAAUAUUACAGGAUAGUGGAUCUUACAGCAUAGUAAUGGUCUUCUGCUGUUUUCGUUGAACUUUAUGAGACUUCCAUUGAAAUCUACAAUUUGAUGCAAUGAAUAGUAUACCUUAUUUAUUCAAAAGUACAGCUGGUUACGUCUUGUGUGUUUAUUGAUUAUUUACUUAGAUCAAACAGGUCUAUCUGUAUGCAGGACUCGAUUAGACAUAUAGAACGGUAACAGAUAUCGAUGGGGGAGCAUUUCAGUCUCCCAGGACAUGGUAUAGCAGACCUUGUAAGAGUUGCCAGGCAUCAUCAUCAACAACAAAGUUUCAAAAGGAGAUUCCCUGUGUGAACCCACUGAGCUGAAUUCAUCUGCAAAUUCAUCACUUGCAAAACCAAAGUCAGCAGAGAGUGAUGAUGAUGAGUGAUCCUGCUCCAGUGAGACUGUAGCCCAGAGCACUUUGCCUUUCUCUGUUUCAGGACAACUGUGUACUAGCUUCUAACGUUAAUCAGAGAAACAGCGACCAAGAUAUCUUUGGUGAUGCUUGUGACAAUUGCCGUAUGGUCUUAAACAAUGACCAGCGAGACACGGACGGAGAUGGCAAAGGUGAUGCCUGUGAUGAUGACAUGGAUGGAGAUGGUGAGUACAUCUUCGCCUGUUAGAUACCCUCUCUGUUCUGCACUUGAAACUGGCACAGGAGGCACCUAGCAUCAAAGCUUGCAUUUUCAGCAUUGACUUUUUAAGCAGCUGUAGCACAUUUUAGGCCCCACUUACUCAACACAGCUCUCAGCACCCCAAAGAGCUGCUUCUGAAGGCUAGGAGGCAGCAACAACAUCAUGAGGUCCUGUAGUCACAAAUGACAAUUAACAAAGCCCUCUUCGGCUCCUGGCCUAUUUAAUGUCAUUGUGACAAUUGUGAUCUUUGUGGUGAGUUCAUCUUUUCUUUUUAUAUGUGGAGAGUGAGCUUUUAUUUACCACAGCCGAUUUACCUGCAACCACUGCAACCAAAUAUCUGUACUAUACUGUUAACUAGGUUUGGCUAUAGCCCGUAACUAUAUAACCCAGAAGCUGUGGUAUUUUAGAUGUGGUACAAAAGCAGCCAUACACACAUCAUUAAAUAAAAGUAGCAAGAUAUCAUUUGUAUAUUUUUUUAAUUAAAAAAACCCUAUACAUAUAAAGUAACAGUAACACUAGCUGGUUACUGUUUAAGACUGGCUUACGUUUUCUGUUGUAAGGUUGCUGUAUCUUUAACAGUUACAGAGGUUUACAUAAGGCUGGCUGGUAAAGAGAAGUUCCUAGCACUAUUUAACCUAUAUGGCAAUUACUCAGUCGAUCCCACCGCCAGGUACUGUGGGCUUCACCUGGUUUCCUUCAAGCCAGGCUAGCAGGCAGAUCUCAUUCUGAUCAUCUUCAGAAGCUCCUUGCUGAAUUCUCCUUACUGUUCAGUGCCCUUGUAUGGCCACAUGGCCAAUCUUUGGCUUAAGCCAGUGAUUCAGCUCUUUGGGGGCAAAUUAUACUACCAGGCUUUUCUUUCGCCUCGAUAACCUCUUUUCCAUCUUGCUUCAGCUCCAGUCUAGACUUCAGCUUUCUCCCUCAGCUUAUUCUCAGCUAGUCUCAUCCUAAGUCAUCUUCUUCAUUCUUGUCUUCCUCUUCUUCAUCUAUUUGCUCUUCUUUCUCUCUCUCUCAACAGUAGUAGAAUAGGCCUAUUUAUCUUCCAGCCACGCUGUCCUUCAACACAUCAGAUUUGAGUGGCAUAUAAGUCUUCCCCUUAUCAGGCCAUUUUUGCCAUUGAGUGAUUUACCAAAAAUUUCUACCUAGCCAGCCACUCAGAACUGCAAUUUUACAAUACUCUCCUUAAGAAUCUAGUCCCUCCCCCCAGUCUUAUGUAAGUAAAUAAAAGCCAACUGUCAGUCACCAACAGAUAUCUAGGACAUCAAAUUUAACCCUUUACAUGACCCCAUAUACAUAGACAUUGUAUCUAAACCCAACCCUGUUCUAGUAAACUUUUUUUUAAAAAAACAACUUCUCCGCAAUCCUCAUUACUACAGUGGUACCUCAGGUUAAGUACUUAAUUCGUUCUGGAGGUCCGUACUUAACCUGAAACUGUUCUUAACCUGAGGCACCACUUUAGCUAAUGGGGCCUCCUGCUGCUGCCGUGCCGCCAGAGCACGAUUUCUAUUCUCAUCCUGAAGCAAAGUUCUUAACCCGAGGUACUAUUUCUGGGUUAGCAGAGUCUGUAACCUGAAGCGUAUGUAACCUGAAGCGUAUGUAACCCGAGGUACCACUGUACUGUUGUUUUGUAUCCUUCCUCUUUUCCAAAGAGCUCAGAAUUAUAUGUGGGACUAUCCCAUUUCAUCCUCAGGCAAUACCUUUGAGGCAGAUUAGGCACAGAGAUCCCAACAAGCCCAAGAAUUGCCAGUAAAUCUAAUGGCCAAGUAGCAAUUUGCAACAAGGUCUUCCUUGGUCCACAUCUCAUCUGCUAUCCAUUAUGCCACGCUGACUCUUUGUUUCUGGCCUUAUGAGUUGCUAGAGUGAUGCAAAGCCAACAUUGAUUUUGUGUCAUCGUUUCAUUCAGGUAUUAAGAACGUUUUGGACAACUGUCAGAGGGUCCCCAAUCGGGAACAGAAAGACAGAGAUAAUGAUGGUGUGGGUGAUGCUUGUGACAGCUGCCCAGAUAUUAGCAACCCAAAUCAGGUGAGCAACAGCAGGAAAAAAAGCCAUAGGCCAGAGUAGGCAACCUGUGACCCUCCAGAUAAUUUUAGACUAUGAUUCCCAUCAUCCUUGGCUAUUGGCCUUGCUGACUGGGGUGAAUGGGAGCUGGGGUCCAACAACAUCUGCAUGGCACCAGGAUGGGGAAUCAAAGUAUUUGGUUAUUAGUGGAAGCAAAAAUGGAACUGUCAAUUUAAGAUUAUGAAAAUUUCAAGUGUGGUGUUCCAGUUCCAUUGUGGCAGUAAAUAUUUAGAAAGAAAAGUACAGCUCUGUUAAACUUUAGUAUGAACUAUGAUGACUACGGUAAUGCUGUAGUUAUUGUUUUCCUGUAUGACACAAGUCUUGAUCUGACAUUUAAUCAAUCCAUGCAUAAAGGUGUCCAGAAAACCCAAAAGGUUUGCUACCUCAGCCUGACUGGUAGCAGGUGUCUAAGAAUCUCUGGAAGUGGCUUUUUCCCAGUUCUGUACCUGACAGCCAUUAUUUGAAGGUGUCAGAUCGAACAUGGGACUUCCUCCUUUCAAAACAUGUUCUUCACUCCUGAGCCCUCAUUUGUGCAAAUCACUGAGAUAAAGCCCAAUGCCAAUAAAUGUUCUCACUGAAUAAAUAGCCAUAGGGAUUAAAUGUCAAUCUUCUUUAAUUGCAAAAGCAAGCAAACAAAGAAACUGAAAAGGAUUUUAUGCAGGGGGAUCUCUCGAAGGAUAAAUAAUCUGUGCCUAUAGAAUACAGAAUUGUAUGCACACCUGGGAUCCAAUCCAUCUUUCCACCUUUUCAGAUAUUAAUCCCCUGCUAAUACAGAUUAUUGAAAGAUGUGUGUUGAAUUUUAAUGACUUCCAGCAAUGUAAUUUUAUAUUUUCCCCUCUCUGCAAUUUAGUAAUUUAAUCUUGUUCUAUUUCUGUUUACAGUCAGAUAUUGAUAAUGAUCUGGUAGGAGAUUCCUGUGACACCAAUCAAGACAGGUAGGGUAAAUUUUAAUCAGAAUCAAAUUCAUCCUUGUUAUGAUGCUGCUGGGAGGUAUUUAACUAACCUGCCCCAUCACUGCAAAUUUUUAUUCUUGUGUAAUGGGACAUGCCUGCACCCUCUCUCAAUCUGCUCCUGAUGUAGGGGGCAUGUGUCAGGGGGGAAACAUUCCCCUGCACAAGCAGAUAUCCUUGAAAUGAUGAAACAUUCACUUUGUUGGAUUCCAUCCACUAAUUUCACUGAAAUUGCACCUAUGUCUCUACCAAGGUAAAAGUUUAGCUUAAAUUAUUUUCAAUACACUGUACUCAUUAUUGGAACCAAUGCAGAUUUACAAUCUAUUUCCACAAAUCAUCUCUUUUCAUAUAUGUUAAAAGCACCCUCACAGGCUGAGGCAGAUAGUGAUUAAACUGUCUCAUAACCAGUUCACCUCCCCAAGUUACUAUUUGCCCAGCUAUGGAAUAGAGAGGUGUGAGGAUGUCCUUUGAGAAAAUAGCAUAGGAGAAAGAGUUAGCCACCCCCAGCACUGCAAGGCUCACCCCCUAGCUAUUCCUUUUUAAAUUAAUGCCGUUAUUUAAAGCAGAAGAGCAAUAAAGCUCAUUUCAAUAACAACUGCAUGAUGGUGUAUAGAAAACAGGGUUUUGUGUGCCAAAAGUGCAUGGAAACAAAUACAGCAAAAGACCAUUUGGGCUUUACUUCAUACAAGUAAAAUAAGCAAAUAUUGUCAGAAGGGUUGAAAUCAUUUGCUGGAUCCCUCCAUUCUCAGUAAUACAUCAAGGAUGGUAGUCAUUAUAAACCUAACUGCGGGAAUUACUUCCCUUAUGGCUAAAGACCUCAAUUUAGGCUGCUGAGUGUUUACCAGUGUUAGGACAGGAAUAAACAUCAGUGUUUCCCUUCAUGUCUAGUUCCAGCUUGUAGUAACCUCAGAUAUAUUCUGGUUAGAGAAGAUUCAAGAAGUUCCCUGAGAUCAUGUGAAUAUCUCCAAUUGUUUCCUCAAAUAAGGUGGUUUUGUCUCCUAGUACUAACUGUCACAACAAACCUUCAUUAGAGGCCUUCCAGUGUAACAAUGGAUACAGGAAAACAAACAAGCAUUCCUUGUCGGUAGUACAAGAAGUAGUAGCCAACACUCCUAUUACUUAGAAAGAUAGAAAUAGGAACUAACACAGGGUGUUUUUGCUUUUACCCCCUUCUUUACUCCCAGCGAUGGGGAUGGACACCAAGACAGCACCGACAACUGUCCCACAGUCAUUAACAGUUCCCAACUAGACACCGAUAAGGAUGGGCUGGGGGAUGAGUGUGAUGAUGACGACGACAAUGAUGGAAUUCCAGACCUUGUUCCUCCAGGCCCAGAUAAUUGCCGGCUUGUUCCUAAUCCAGGACAAGAAGAUGACAACAGUAUGGCAGACAUUUCUUAUUCUUUCUCUUUUUACCUCAGUUUUCUUUUUAAUGCACAACAUAUGGUGACGAUAUGGUGCCUUCUAAUCCUCAAAGGAAGCUGAUGAUUUCCUUUGAUCAUAAGGAACCUAUAUUUUCCAGAACUGAGCUUUGCUUUGACCUUGAAUAAGUGUCAACCAAGGGAUUGGCUCUUCUGGAUCGAAUCCAGAAGGGACCUACAACUAAUUAGAAACACCACAUUUCCCUCUUGGUAUCCACUCUUGAAAACAGAGCAUUUCAGAGCUAGUUAUGUGACCAGGCUCUUACCAGCUUCCUUAAGAAAUGCCUUUAUUGAGCUUUAUUGACUGGAACAAUAAACUUGUAUUGAAUAGAAUUGAAUAUAAUGGAUGAUUAUAAGGCGCAAGGGCCAUUUUAUCCAUAGUAGGAGCAGAAAGUUUUCCUCUUGUGCAGACAGUCCUGUGUAUCUCAGGUUCUUUUGCAGAGCAGAGGUCUGUCUGUCAAACCAGACUCUACCACAAGUGUGAAAAAUUUCAUUCAGGUUACAAAAGGCCAUGAGAGGGCAGUGGUGGUAAGGUUUGGUAUGAAGCACAUUAAGUCAAGGCUACAUGCUCUUAAUGAAGCCCAAUAAAAUUAAGAUGUAAAGACCAAACAACACUUGUAAUUGUAUAAAGGUAAAGGGACCCCUGACCAUUAGGUCCAGUCAUGACCAACUCUGGGGUUGCGGCGCUCAUCUCGCUUUAUUGGCUGAGGGAGCCGGGGUACAGCUUCCAGGUCAUGUGGCCAGCAUGACUAAGCUGCUUCUGGCGAACCAGAGCAGCACACAGAAACGGCGUUUACCUUCCCACCAGAGUGGUACCUAUUUAUCUACUUGCACUUUGAUGUGCUUUCGAACUGCUAGGUGGGCAGGAGCAGGGACCGAGCAACGGGAGCUCACCCCGUCGCGGGGAUUUGAACCACCGACCUUCUGAUCAGCAAGCCCUAGGCUCUGUGGUUUAACCCACAGUGCCACCCGCAUCCCCUUGUAAUUGUAUAAAUGGGUAUAAAUUGCACCCGUUUAUUUUUGGGUGAUUCAUUCAGAGUAACCACAGUUCCCCGAUUUUAUCCACAAACAUGGUUAGAACCCACAUUUUAUACAUCAGUAUGCACUUCAAGUGUAACCCAAAGGGAACACAGGCUCUUCCUGUGCUUCUGGUCUGAAGUACCAGGGCAGUGAUUCACCAGCUGCUACACCUUUGCUUUGUUCACUUCAUAGCAAGGCAGCUGCUGCUUCUCACCUAUUUUCACCAGGUGGUGUCCAAAUGGCUGCCCUACCUGCUUUAUAGUAGUUAAUGAAACCUGAAAUGGAUUCAGUUCAUAAUCUGACUUCAACCAGAGUCUCCUAACAUGAUGUACAACUCUGUUUAAUUCAGUCCUCAGGAUUGCUUACACAUCACUCAAAUGCUUCUCUUUGGUUUUAUCUCUUGGUACCUGGCCAUUACUAGGGUUGCUCCACCCCUCCUCCCUUUCACUGUUAAAGGCAAUUAGAAAUUGGGCCUGAUGCAAUUCCUGCCUAUCUAUGAGCUUGGCAAAUGAACAUAAGUAUUUGUUUCCCCCUGUUAACUGCUGCUGAAACAGCUGUUUUGUGAAAACAGCUAUCAAAUCACAUCCUUUGGGUGUUGUGUUCAUGUGUCCAGGUGAUGGAGUUGGUGAUAUCUGUGAAUCAGAUUUUGAUCAAGACACAGUGAUAGAUAGGAUUGACGUUUGUCCCGAGAAUGCAGAGAUCACCCUGACAGAUUUCAGGGCUUAUCAGACUGUCGUCCUGGAUCCAGAAGGGGAUGCUCAGAUUGACCCUAACUGGGUGGUUCUGAACCAGGUAAAACAUUUUUUAAUAUCUAAAAGCGUCCAGGAAUGAUAGGCAGGAAAAAGCAACAAAGAUUUCUCUCAAAACUUGGAAGAAUAAGGGUGUUAAUGUUGAAAUGUGGUUGUGGGGGGGGUUGCGGGAGGGUACUUAUUGGAGGAAAACAAUCUGGAUAUUUUUGGCAAAGAACAUAAAUGUGCUGGACUCACAAGGUGACACAUGGAUGAGCAUUGAUAAUGAAAGUGGUCUUUAUCCAUCAUCUUGGGCAUGACUUAAUAAAACAUCCUUAGACUAGCUUCAUGAAUUAUAUUGCUUAUGUUUCAUAGGGCAUGGAGAUUGUGCAGACCAUGAAUAGUGAUCCUGGACUUGCUGUAGGUAUGUGAGUUAUUUUUUUUUGUAGACACUCACACAGCAGCUCACAAGCAGAAAUGGAUUAAAACUAUUUGCUCAAAAGAUGCCUAUAGUGAUCCCCAGUGUGCAGCCUUCAUCCAGCUUCAGGAUGCUUUGGUCUAUAGCCUAGUGCUAGAAGCAUUAAAUCCCAGAUAAAAUCCUCCAGCAUUUCUGGCUAACUGCAGGCCUGGGGUCUGGAGCAGUGGAUUGGACCUUUUGCAUCUAAAGGAAGAACAUGUAUUGAAUUUUACACUUAUAAUUGGUUUGGACUUGAUGUGUAUACCUAUACAUUCGAACAGGUUACACAGCUUUCAACGGAGUUGAUUUUGAAGGCACUUUCUUUGUCAACACGGCAACGGAUGAUGACUACGCCGGCUUCAUUUUUGGUUAUCAAGACAGCUCCAGCUUUUAUGUGGUGAUGUGGAAACAGACUGAGCAGACCUAUUGGCAGGCAACUCCGUUUAGAGCUGUUGCAGAACCUGGGAUUCAGCUGAAGGUACAGGCUUGAGCCAAAAUGACCCAAAUCUCAUUAAUGCUGUCAUCUAGCGUUGCACUAAGAUGGAACUGGCAGGGCGUUUGUAUGAUGUGGUUUCUAACGUUCGUUUAUUUGGAUGUGUGUGCCUGGUUCCAUUACAGAAUAGGAAAAGAAUUAAAACUUCUGGUUUUUCUCAUAAUACUCGGAGAAAUGUUAUUGUUAUUAAAGGAGAUUUCUUAUUUUUGACUUGUCUUUGUACUUGUGUUCUGUGUAGGCUGUUAAAUCAAAAACUGGGCCUGGAGAACACCUCAGGAAUUCACUUUGGCACACAGGGGACACUAAUGAUCAAGUCAGACUGCUUUGGAAAGACCCUCGAAAUGUAGGCUGGAAGGAUAAAGUUUCCUAUCGCUGGUUCUUGCAGCACAGACCUCAGGUUGGGUAUAUUAGGUAAGGCGAUGGGCAAAGCAGGAUACAAUGCAAUUCUUAGUGAACAUCUAUUGUGGUCUAUGUGUAUACUUAAAAAUGCAAUACUGUCGUACCUUGGUUUUCGAACAGCUUAGUUCUCGAACGCCACAAACCCGGAGGUUCUGUUCUGGUUUGUGUACUAUUUUUGGAAGCCGAACGUCCAACUGGGCUUCUGAUUGGCUGCAGGAGCUUCCUGCAGCCAAUUAGAAGCAGUGCUUUGGUUUCCUAACGUUUUGGUAGUUGAACGGACUCCCGGAAUGGAUUCCGUUCGACUUCUAAGGUACGACUGUACAGUAUGUGAAAGCAAAAAACAAACUUCUGUUUCACGAUACACACUACCAUACGUUUGUGUAUACAGUGGUACCUCGGGUUAAGUACUUAAUUCGUUCUGGAGGUCCGUUCUUAACCUGAAACUGUUCCUAACCUGAGGUUAAGCUAAUGGGGCCUCCUGCUGCCGCCGCACCGCCAGAGCAUGAUUUCUGUUCUCAUCCUGAAGCAAAGUUCUUAACCUGAAGCACUAUUUCUGGGUUAGCGGAGUCUGUAACCUGAAGCGUAUGUAACCUGAAGCGUCUGUAACCCGAGGUACCACUGUAAAUGUAGUUCUAAUGAUGGUAAUGGGUUUGCUUUUUAUUUUAUUUUAUUGGUUUCCAGUUUUUGCCCAGUACCUGAAUAGUCUGUUGCAACUAUUAAAUAUUGUAUGUAGAACAUGCUAUCCACCCCAAGCCUUCAUUCGGGAUAUACACUUAAUUAAAGUUCUUCUUACUUUGCUUUAAGCAACAGUGCCCUUCUGCUGCCUGAAAUAUGUAAAUGUGAAUUAUACUCACAGACAAGGAGAUGAGUUGUAAAAGAUCUGGCAUGUUGUCUUCCUGCUGUCAGAAAUUAUUACCAGGCAAGACUCUCAGCAAGCUCAUUUCACCAUCAAACUAAGGCUGAGUUCACACAUAUUGGUAACCACAACAUACGGCUUUUCACCCCAAUCACGGUGCUUUUCACUAGGAACUUAUUAAUACAUCCAGCUGCAAGUCUUCCAUGUUUGUUUCACGAUAUCAUAACAUGAAUCAGCUCCAGGUUCUUAUCUUUUUAAAAAAGAAAGAUAUUUCCAUAUUUUGGCAAUUUAUAUACUUAGUUAUUUUCACCUCUAAGUGGUGUAUAAGUAACUCUACAAUAAAGAUAAAAACCAGUAAAACUGCAAAAUGAGAAUUCAUAGGUGUGUGUGUGCUUGUAACAAUACUCAAAAAUACAAAGUACCUUUUCUCUUUUUCUGCCCAUGGCAGCCAUUUUGUGCUGCCACUCACAGCACUUUUAUCUCUAUCUCUGUCUCUGUCUCUGUCUCUGUCUCUCUGUCUCUGUCUCUGUCUCUGUCUCUGUCUCUGUAUAUGAGUACCAGCACCUCACUUUAAAAAAGAAAAGAAAACAACCCACUGUGUGUAGAGAAUCAGGAUACAUCUAUCUUUAUUUGUUCCACUUUCAAAGGGCAAGGUUUUACGAAGGUUCUGAACUGGUGGCGGAUUCUGGAGUGACCAUAGACACUACCAUGCGUGGAGGAAGGCUUGGUGUUUUCUGCUUCUCUCAGGAAAACAUUAUUUGGUCCAAUCUGAAGUAUCGCUGCAAUGGUAACAUUUCCCCCACAUCCUCCUCCUGCCUAAUCAAAUGAGCAACUGUAAAGAGGAAAGCUGUUUUAGGGAGGUUGCAUGAAUGACUUCCCAGAUAAGGCAUUGCGUAUGCUUUCCAAAUCUGCAAUGUGACUUAGCAGGUCUCUGGGCUGCUCAGAUGUGAGUGCAGCUGAUAACUCAACUGCUGUGUAAAUGUCAGUUGCUUGCAGAAGACCCUUUGGAGAUCUAAAAAGCGUGCAAUUAAUCAUGUUAAAAACACCAGUAAUCUUUGCACAAUACUGAGCAUUUUGGAAAUAUUGAAAUAAGAAUCGGGGGGGGGGGGGGACAUCAUCAAGAAGUAACAGGUGCAUCCAUUGACUCACAUUAUUUCCUUUAGGUAGUCAUAUUCCCACUGUUACUUGGGCCACAAAAUAGGGAACAAUUGAUAAAUGGAGAAGCCCUCAGGUGUAGGCUUUGCCGUUCAGAUCUUAGUCAUAGAAACUGUUCAGCUGAUUACCAACAAAAGUGUACAGCCAUGGACAGUUAAAGCUGCAAUCUUAAUAUGCAGUCUUACUUGGCAGGAAGGCCAUUGAAUUCAGUGGGAUGUAAAUCCUUCCUUACUUCUGUGGCUUCUUGCAUGAGACAAAUCCAGCUUUAAGCAGAGAGACAUGUAGACUUGAGCAGUUCUGCUUGCCUUGGCGAGUGUGAUGCCACACUCUGGCACCUAUGAUGAGUGACUUGCCUUCUUUCUAACUUCGAAAUUGCAGAGGUCGGGUAAGAUUUUGUCCUGGCAGUUUGCAUGCGAAGGUGCCUGGGAUUUGCUUGGCAGAUGCACAGCCAAGGUGCCUAGAAAUCUUGGCCAUGCAGAAUCAUACUGGCAAAAAGCUACAAGCUUGUCCUGUUCAGGGACAGGGAAGGUGGGUGAAUGAGAUAAGGAUGAACACUGCUGCCUGAAGGCACCCAGGGCACUUUAGGAAAGGAAUGGAGGAUAGCUAAAGUUUGCAUAUUUUCCUGCUUAGGACUGGACUUGUGCCAUGUAAGAAGCUGAACCAUUUUGACCCCUGCAGAUGCAACAUGGGUAAUAAUAGUCUAGGAGUUCACAAUGCUGGCCUUACGGUGUGCUUUCCCCCCUGUAGAGACCACACUCAUAUUUAAUUAAUCCAUCUGUAAAACAGAACUUCUAAAAAAAAAGUUACAGCUGUGUGUAAUAAGCAGGCACCAGCUCUUAACCUGAACUUUGAAAAUAAAAUGCUCAUGAGUUUCAUACCAAGAGUAAAGACUAAUCAUGUGUCUUCUGUUUCUUGUUUUUAGAUACUAUCCCAGAGGACUUCCAAGAAUUUCAGGCUCAGCAAUAUGGAGUUGGAGAUAUUUAAGAAUACAAGCUGCUUUGGCAAACAAUAAAGCAAUGUAUAUU